Molecule: messenger RNA, 2833 nt
Organism: Lathyrus oleraceus (garden pea)
Lineage: Eukaryota; Viridiplantae; Streptophyta; Magnoliopsida; Fabales; Fabaceae
Product: mediator of RNA polymerase II transcription subunit 25
Exons: 16
Coding region: 315-2429 (704 amino acids)
Biological process (GO): positive regulation of transcription by RNA polymerase II
Cellular component (GO): transcription regulator complex; mediator complex
Source: RefSeq, a predicted model, not a curated record
ACUGUAUUUUUCUUUUUUAAUUUUAAAUUAUUUAUUGAGUAUUUAUAAAAUAAUGAAAGUUGGUCAAAAUUUUAAUUUAGGAAAAAAAAUUAAAAAAUUCUUUUUUAAUACUAUUUAAUUAUUUAUUUUAAUAUUGGGGGCGAAUGCAAUGUUUAUAUUAUUUUCCCUUUGUAAAUUAUGGAUGUGUGUGAGCUAUAUUUCCUAUAAAUCAUUUUCUUAUAUGUAUUUCAAUGUUCUAGGUGGUGUGAAAGAUUUACUAUAACUUGUGACAUCUAAGAGGAGAUUGUUCCAGUUAUUUGAUCACAUAUAUAUCAAUGGAGAAUAAGAGAUGGUUGAACAUAGUAGUUGAUGGCAACAAAGCUAUGGAGCAGUAUUGGACUGAUAUUGUUUCAAACUAUCUUGAAAAAAUUGUCAGGUGCUUCAUUGGUGAAAGACAAGACCAUGAAAAUUAUCUUGGACUAGUAUUCUAUAAUGCAAACUCUGAACUAGUGGAAACAGGCUAUGACAUGCAAUUCAUGAACUGGACAAAAGAUGUGAAUAGAUACAUGGAAAAUUUGUCACAUUUAUCUUUCAAUGGAAAUGAUCUUAAUCAAUCUAGCAUGGCAGAAGGUUUAGCAGAAGCUCUUGUGAUGUAUCCAAAGCCAUGUGAUACAAUGACGGAAAGAGAAUACUACAAUGCAGAAAGACAUUGUAUUCUUGUUGCUCCAGGUGAUCCUGUUCCUAAGACAAUGCCUGUCUGUGUGCCAAUGAUUCAAAGAGCUCAAGUUAUUGGUCAAAGAUUACAAGCUUGUCAGAUCGAUUUUCUCGAGGUCGCCAAAAAAUGUGUUCCGCUAGCUGUGUCACUCUCAGUGAUAACUCCUAAUCCAGUUCCGAUUUUCGGAGCCAUAUUUAAUUUGGGAAAUAAUGUGUUAACAUUAUCAAAUGCUCCAAUCUCUAGUUACAGCACUGGACAAUUGACAAUUUUACUGUCAAAAAACUUUAGAGAAGCACACAAAGCACUCAAAGAAAAAAGAAUAGUGGAAUUUCCUUCAACAAGUGUUGGAUCCAUUAAUACAGCACUUGAUUCAACACUUUUCAGUGUUCUUAAUUUCCAAGAAGAAUCUGCGGCGUCUCAGGCGACGAUAGGAGCGAAAAUAAGCGAAGCUUGCAAUGAUUUAACACCGGAGAGUGUAAGCGCCUCGCAACCUCUCGAUUAUCAGGAAAUGAUUUUUUCGAAUGGCACGGACCAGGCGAAUGUGGCAUUGACUAACUCUCAGAUUCAAGUAAAUCUAUACGAAGAUAUCAUGGCCGAGCUUAAUAGCGAUACCGAUAUUUUACCACCGAUGAAAAGGUCGAGAACAUUUACACCAUUGGAAGACAAUGAUCUGACAAACCUUUUCGAACUCGGGGAGAACCCUUUGGAUGAUAUCAACCAUUCUCUUGGACACGAUCAAGGAGUGUCUUUCGAAAAACAGUUACUAGAAGUUGAAAAUGAACUGGAAAAAGCUCUGAAUGUUGCUUCACAGAAUACACCAGAUAAUCAAACAUCAAAUGCUGAAUUGACAGCAAGUUCAUCGAAGGUAGUAGACUUUACGCCAUUCGAAGUGCAAGCUCCUGCUCCAAAUACAGGAGAAGGAUCAUCAACAGGCCUGUUUUACGAAAACGCUUUGCAAUCAUGGUAUGAUCCAAGCGCGAUAAGUUUCUCGACGAACACAUCAACAUUGGUUUCUUCUUCUCAAUUCCAAACUAGUGUUUCCAAUGGGAAUUUCGCAUUUCCUUAUGUAACAAGUAACUCACAGAUGCAACCUCAACCAUACUCAUCAUCAACAAGUCAGCUUCCAAUGUUUCCUACUUUUGCUAGAGAAUCAAUCGGAAACUUUUCCGCGCAACCUACGGGACAACAUUUUCAGCCCUACAACCAGUAUCUGAGGAAUAAUAUGGCUCCGUUCAAUUUUCCUUCGCAAGCGUUUGGAGCGAAUACUUGGAUUCAUUCAGCACAAAGAAUAUCUCCAUCUUAUCAAAACUUGAACUCAAAUUUGUAUGUCCUCCCGUCCCUCGACGAGUUGCAAGACUAUGUUCAUACUUGGGAGGGAAAUUUAACCGGGAAAAUUAACUCGAGCCGAGUAACUGUCAUUAAAGCAAGGGCCUUCAGAAAAACAACAACACCACUCACGCUUACUCUUAGGUGGAGUAAUAGGUUGGAGAUAAGCCACUUGAUACCUCUCAAGGCUGUUAACCAUACCAAGAAUUUUUCACAUCCCAUAGAUAAUGUCAUCUUCCAUGUGCUUAAGUACAGCAAUGUUGAUUUGUACAAGCACUUGAAAAGCAGAUACAUGUGUGCUAAAAUUGAUCUACAAUGCCAAUCCAUAAUUCUGUCACCAACUGAAAGAGAAAACUUCUUUGUUGGAACUGUUUUUCCUGGGGAAACAUUGUUCAUAGAACCUGCUUAAUCAGGAAAAGGGACUCUCUGACUACAUGUAUUACUAUGUAGUAUGCAAUAAAAAAGAGGAUGGUUUUAUAUAUAUUUAAUGUUCAUAGGAACUCUUUUGAUUAUGAACAUGUAGACUAUCAUAGUAAAUAUUUAUUACCAUUUCUAGAAAGGAAAGCUUUUUAGGAUGAUUAUCUUAUUCAGGUACUACCUUCUGUGAUAGGAUUUCCUUCUAGCAAAUAAGUUGUCAUUUUGUCAUUUUACUUCUAGAAUGAUGACGUGUCUAUUUUCUUUGCAAUGAUUAGUUAAUUUGUAACCAACUUGCCUUUAUCUAAGCCAUUGUGGCUGUAUGUAAAGAUACCCAUUAUGAACAAACUCUUCGUCCUUAAUUUGCUCUAAUAAGUAUUAUCAAUUCUACAUCUUCAA